GUCCAUUCCAGUAACCAUAAAGGGGAGAUAAUCUCUAUGGAAAAAAUAUAUAUCAGUCAAGGGUUCAAUAUAGAUAAAGUAAACAAUCAUACUUUGAGGAUUGGCCAUUCAGCUUGGUACCGGUAUUGCAAGUUCUUUCAGCAAAGCAUUGCUUGGCCGACGAAAUUUGGCCGUCGCUUUAAAUACGAAAACCAAUUCCCUUACAACUCCGCUAGCUGCUAUCUCCAGAAUAUCGAUCUGUUUGGGGUUUAACCUUCCAUCGCCUGAGAAAACUUGGAGCAGAACCUUUCACAUCGUCUCAUUCGAUUACAGCCCUUCACACCACUUUUUUGAUCUCAGCCUUCGAUACUUUCGACCAAAUCAAUGUUUG
Babjeviella inositovora NRRL Y-12698 is the source of this 370-nucleotide messenger RNA. RefSeq lists its product as uncharacterized. The record is from RefSeq and is a predicted model, not a curated record. The coding region runs from base 37 to 252 and encodes 71 amino acids. Lineage: Eukaryota; Fungi; Ascomycota; Pichiomycetes; Serinales. The transcript has a single exon.